AUUAAAUGGCUAAUUUAGGGCUUAAAGAAGUGGCCAUCAUACCAGAAUUUUCCAGCAAGAACCGGACCUAGUAGGGAGAAGAAGAAGCCGGUGGCAAGCUGCAGGGGAACUUACGGACUAGCCAAAAUUGAGGGAAAUAAACAGAAAUUAGCAUAACCCAGCCUAAAUCAAGGUUAAAGAGAUGAUUUCUUGGCUGUGGCUUACCCGAAAAAUGCCCAGCAAUUCACACCCACAUAGCAGCCGGCGGACAGGGGAGAAGAGCAGAGCAGAUUCGGGAUUUUCUGGGUUGAGAGGGAAGAUUCUAAGCCCCAAAUCUUGUGAUUUAACAAGAAAGGAAGAGAAAUUCAUCAAGAUCUGUCAUUCCGAAGUGCAAACGCGGACUAGAGAAGGACUUCGAGUCUGGUGCAAUUACAUUGGCGCCGUCUGUGGGAAUCGAACUGAAAGCUUUCCAGUUGCUCUUUCAUCAUGGUUCACACUCGAUCAGUCCGAGCUG
Molecule: messenger RNA, 493 nt
Organism: Rubroshorea leprosula
Lineage: Eukaryota; Viridiplantae; Streptophyta; Magnoliopsida; Malvales; Dipterocarpaceae
Source: the annotation of a GenBank genome assembly